This is a messenger RNA of Clarias gariepinus (North African catfish), 909 nucleotides long. RefSeq lists its product as uncharacterized. The transcript is spliced from 4 exons. The coding region runs from base 192 to 710 and encodes 172 amino acids. The record is from RefSeq and is a predicted model, not a curated record. NCBI's taxonomy places the organism in Eukaryota, Metazoa, Chordata, Actinopteri, Siluriformes, Clariidae.
CACUACGACUAGAUGCAAAAGAGUUUAUUUAUUAUUCUUUACUGAAGUUUUAAUCUACACAGAGGGUUUUAGGACUUGAUCCUGUGACUAUUUCCUGUAAGUGAACUCUGUGCUGAUACAGGGGUUUGAUUUAACACACCGAUGUUGGAGUGAAGUAAACGUGUGUCCUGCUGUAAUCUGGAGAAGGAGACAUGACCUCCAACAUGAGUGUGUCUGGAAAACAGGACUUAAAGAAAGACGAGAGAAUGAUGGAGGGAAAGAGAUCAGACUCAGCAGAACCCAGCUGUGUGUCCAUGAAGAGUGACAGGUCAAUGGGACCUCCACUACACUUCAGAGACAGCUCUCCUGAUGUGAGACCAGAAAAGAGGAAAUCAAACGUCAAGAGAUUUCAGUUAGAGUCCAUAUUCAAGGAGCUAGAACACAAAGUCAUCACUCUGAUAAAAAAUGAGCUGAAGAGGUUUAGGAAGCUCCUGAGUCCAGAUUACCCAGCAUGCUCUGGGAGGGAGGUGGAGGAUGAGGAGGGUCUGCACAGUGUCAGAGAGGGAGCGCUGAAGAUCACACUGCACGUCCUAAAGAACAUGAAGCACACAGAUCUUGCUAACAAACUGCAGAACAGUAAGAGCUCUGAGUCACAACUUUAUUCCAUCAGGUUCACUUUAGAGAGAGGAAGUGUUUUAGAUAUUAACACUUAUUUAUCAGCUCGAUUUUAGUCUGGUGCCGUGUUCAGAAAGCCUAUAAGAAUCCUCUCAGAUAGCUCCUAACUUAAAAAGCUUAAAAACUUCUACCCAGGAGUCCUAGCUUAAGAGUGAUUAAGGCCAAAUCUCAGAGCAACUCUGAGCUAAGGAAGGUGAGGAGGCGGGGCUGACCCAGUUGCUAAGUAUGACACAUUCUACUGAAGACUGUAAUUGG